CUGGAAUCAGGUGAGCCCCCCUAUUGGGUGCUCUAGUGGUACAGUCCAAUCGCAGUUUGGAGUUGUUGCUGAGGAGGUUUCGUAGUCCGGCGGACAGACAAACGUGUUCGAUGGAAGACGGCUCUACUUUCAAAAUGUUCCUGCCUUGCCUAAGGAAUUACCCGCUUUACAAAGGACAGCAUGCUGUAUUUAUGGUUCUUCUGUACAUCUUGACAGGUGUGGGGUGCAGUCAGGUGUUGGUUCCCCAGAAGGUGAGUGCUGUAUUGGGGAAGAAUGUGACGUUGGGCUGUAGCGUGGAGGUGGGGGCCAACCUCAGUCUUACCCAGAGUUCCUGGGAGCGCCGGCUCCCCACAGGCUCGGUGACUGUGGCGGUGUACAAUCCCGUGUUCGGCAUCUCGAUCCCCCCAAACUAUGUGCGCCGCCUGUCCUUCCGCUCGCCCUCCUCCCAUGACGCCACCAUCGUACUGGAGGACGUGGGCUUUGAGGACAUUGGAGUGUACACCUGCAAGGUGGCCACCUUCCCCCUGGGCAACACACAGGCCUCCACCACUGUCAGCGUGCUCGUGGAGCCCAGGGUGUAUGUGUCGGCUGGCUCGGUAGCUCUGAUCGACGAGGGCAAUGAAACAGUGGUGGCCACCUGCAUCGCUGAGCGGGCCCGGCCCCCCGCCGAAGUCUCCUGGGAGACUGACCUGUUUGGCCAAUCAGAGGUGUCGCUGCAGGACGAGGCAAACGGCACGACCAGCACCCAGGUGCGCUACCUGUGGCAGCCCACCCGCCACAUCCAGGGUCACGCCCUCACCUGUGUGGUGCGUCAUCCUGCCCUGCACACAGACUUCAGGAUCCCCUACCAGCUCAACGUGCAGUACGCCCCAGACAUCGUGGUUGUAGGUUAUGACGGUGACUGGUAUGUGGGCCGUGAGAACAUCCAACUGACCUGCAAAGCCAACGCAAACCCACCAGCACACCACUUCACAUGGAUCAGACUGGACGGGAAAAUGCCAGAAGGGGUGGAGAUAGUGAACAACACCUUGCUGUUUCUGAGGCCCCUCCAAUGGAAUGACUCUGGAGUCUACAGGUGUGAGGUUGCCAAUGACAUCAACCUACGCAGCAGGGACCUGAGGAUACGCAUACAAGACCAGUCUCAGGAAAAGAGGGCGAACUCUGUUGCUGUGGCAGGGGCAGUGAUGGGGGCUGUCCUCGCCCUCUUCCUCAUAGCCGUCUUCACCAUCGUCAUCCUCACUGCACGGAAGACCUCGGCCCCAACGUACACAGACAAAGUGAUUGAUCUACCUCCGACGCACAAGCCUCCUCCUCCCUACACAGAGAGGCCGUCAGUCAUCCCUCUGGUUGUCCACACACCACAGGUGGCCUCCCUUUCACAGGCUCACAGGGCUGUGCGGCAGUUUGAGAUGGCAGAGAGAACACCUGCCAGGCCCACACCCCGGGAACCCCGAAGCCCCUCCCACCAGCCUCUGUCCUAUCAGGAGUGGGUGUGUCACCAGAAAGGGGCGGAUCGUAUCUACAUCAACCACCGGGAACACUAUGUGUGACGGACACGUCCUAAACCUUCUAUGGACCUGUCAAUCAAUCACUCACCCUGCCCCACCCAUCGCCAUGCAGGCUCACAGAGGCCAGCCUUUUCAAUGUGAAGAACCCAGGCAACGAAAUAGUAGAUGAGUCUACUCCACAUUUAACAUAAUUUGAGAGCAGCAGUUAUCACUUGUAAGAAGCAAGACUAAUGAGGCCGAAGCAUAAACUGCUGAGUUUCUCUGGGGAACGACAACCCAAACACCCCUCCACUCCCCUUCUCCGAACCACCUGUUCUGUUCCCAACCACAUCAAUGAACAGAGGAUAACAGCAUAGGGAAGAGCAGGAAGACAGAUUUGGUACAGUACCACAAAGUAACUAUUUAAAAUGGAACACUAAGCUCUGCUGUGUACUGUAUAGGAGUGGAAUGAUAUGAAAACACCAUACUAAGCUCUUAUGUAUCGUAGUUGAAUGUGUUACUAUGUCACUGUGGCUGUGUGAUAAUCCUGUGUACAGUUAUGCUCUUUGAAUUAGUUAGAACUAAUACUUUUUUUUAGGAUUGUGGUAAACACCAGGCAUAUCUUUGUACGGUUCUGGUAAACACACAGCCAAUUAGGUAGGAUUCUAACUUCAUGGUAUAAGAACAUAAAUAGUAACAUUGUCUGAAGGAUCGUGCACCAGGACAUCAGGAUCUGAACAGAGAUGGUAACAUUGUCUGAAGGACCGUGCACCAGGACAUCAGGAUCUGAACAGAGAUGGUAACAUUGUCUGAAGGACCGUGCACCAGGACAUCAGGAUCUGAACAGAGAUGGUAACAUUGUCUGAAGGACCGUGCACCAGGACAUCAGGAUCUGAACAGAGAUGGUAACAUUGUCUGAAGGACCGUGCACCAGGACAUCAGGAUAAAGCAUACCAGAUAGCAACAGUAUACCAGAUAGUAACAUAUAAUGAAAUUUGCUGUACUCUAUCAUGUAAUUUAAAUGUUGAGAAAAGAUGAAUGUGGUUUAAUGCUACGAGAAGUUAACUGAAUCAUAGAAAAAGGAAACUUUCGCACUUGGAAUUGAAACAUAAAUCAUUCAUACAUCA
Oncorhynchus nerka (sockeye salmon) is the source of this 2614-nucleotide messenger RNA. RefSeq names its product nectin-3-like protein. Gene Ontology annotation, cellular component: adherens junction; apical junction complex. Lineage: Eukaryota; Metazoa; Chordata; Actinopteri; Salmoniformes; Salmonidae. The coding region runs from base 111 to 1550 and encodes 479 amino acids. Gene Ontology annotation, biological process: homophilic cell-cell adhesion; heterophilic cell-cell adhesion. The record is from RefSeq and is a predicted model, not a curated record. The transcript is spliced from 8 exons.